UUCUGGUCUCCAUGUCGGACAACCAGAGUUGGCAUUCCUCCGGCUCCGAGGACGAUCCUGAGACGGAGCUUGGGCUGCCUGUUGAGCUCUGCGGGGUGCUCAGCAAGUGGACCAACUACAUUCAUGGGUGGCAGGAUCGAUGGGUAGUCCUGAAAAGCAACACACUCAGUUAUUACAAGUCUGAAGAUGAAACAGAGUAUGGCUGCAGAGGCUCUAUCUGUCUGAGCAAGGCUGUGAUUACACCCCAUGACUUUGAUGAAUGCAGAUUUGAUAUUAGUGUAAAUGAUAGCGUUUGGUACCUCCGAGCUCAGGACCCAGACCACAGACAGCAGUGGGUAGAUGCAAUUGAACAACACAAGACUGAAUCUGGGUAUGGCUCAGAGUCAAGUUUACGACGUCAUGGCUCCAUGGUGUCUCUUGUUUCUGGAGCAAGUGGAUACUCUGCAACAUCAACCUCUUCGUUCAAGAAGGGCCACAGCUUACGUGAGAAGCUUGCAGAAAUGGAAACCUUUAGAGACAUUUUGUGUAGACAAGUUGAUACUUUGCAGAAAUACUUUGAUGCCUGUGCAGAUGCUGUUUCCAAAGAUGAACUCCAGAGGGAUAAAGUGGUAGAAGACGAUGAAGAUGACUUCCCUACAAUGCGUUCUGAUGGGGAUUUUUUACAUAACAGUAAUACCAGUAAGGAAAAAUUGUUUCCAAAUGUGACACCCAAAGGAAUUAAUGGCAUAGACUUUAAAGGAGAAGCUAUAACUUUCAAGGCCACUACUGCUGGAAUCCUUGCUACUCUCUCUCAUUGUAUUGAACUCAUGGUAAAACGUGAAGAAAGCUGGCAAAAAAGGCUAGAUAAGGAGGUAGAGAAAAGGAGGAGAACUGAAGAAGCAUACAAAAAUGCUGUGACAGAACUAAAGAAAAAGUCCCACUUUGGAGGGCCGGACUAUGAGGAGGGUCCUAAUAGUCUGAUUAAUGAAGAAGAGUUCUUUGAUGCUGUUGAAGCUGCUCUUGAUAGACAGGAUAAAAUGGAAGAACAGUCCCAAAGUGAAAAGGUUAGAUUACACUGGCCAACAUCCUUACCUUCUGGAGAUGCAUAUUCUGCUGUGGGGACUCAUCGAUUUGUCCAAAAGCCCUAUAGUCGCUCUUCCUCCAUGUCUUCCAUUGAUCUAGUCAGUGCCUCUGAUGAUGUUCACAGAUUCAGCGCCCAGGUGGAAGAGAUGGUACAAAAUCACAUGACAUACUCCUUGCAAGAUGUAGGAGGAGAUGCCAAUUGGCAGCUAGUGGUAGAAGAAGGAGAAAUGAAGGUAUACAGAAGAGAGGUGGAAGAAAAUGGAAUAGUUUUAGAUCCUUUGAAAGCAACCCAUGCUGUUAAAGGGGUAACAGGGCAUGAAGUCUGCCACUACUUCUGGAAUGUAGAUGUUCGCAAUGACUGGGAAACAACAAUUGAAAAUUUUCAUGUUGUGGAAAAUUUAGCUGAUAAUGCAAUCAUCAUUUACCAGACACAUAAGAGGGUGUGGCCAGCUUCUCAAAGGGAUGUGCUGUAUUUGUCUGCCAUCAGAAAGAUACCAGCAUUCAGUGAAAACGAUCCUGAAACAUGGAUUGUGUGCAAUUUCUCUGUGGAACAUGACAGUGCCCCUCUGAACAAUCGCUGUGUUCGUGCCAAAAUAAACAUUGCUAUGAUCUGUCAGACAUUAGUAAGCCCACCAGAGGGGAACAAGGAAAUAAGCAGGGACAACAUCCUAUGCAAGAUUACCUAUGUAGCUAAUGUAAACCCAGGAGGAUGGGCGCCAGCGUCAGUGUUGCGAGCAGUGGCAAAACGUGAAUAUCCCAAAUUCCUGAAGCGUUUUACAUCAUAUGUACAAGAGAAAACAGCAGGAAAGCCUAUUUUAUUCUAGUACUAGCAGUGAUCAGAACAAGACUGGGUGAGCAUUCCAUGUUGGAGAAGUGACCAUGCAUAAAGCACUCCAUGCUGGAACGAAGGAUCUACAGUCUUCUUAUGGCCCAAGUUCUAGGCUUUGUAUACUGAAUUGAAGAAGUGUUGCAACACCACAAGGCUGAAUAUUUAACACUAGCUCUCUCCUGCUAACUUUUUCUUGCUCAAUCAGUGUGUAAUUAUAAAUACAUGUACUGAUAACAUGUAUAUGGCUCUAUUUUUAUUUGCUUGCUUUAGAAGAGGAAGAACACUUACAACUUUGAAUCACCAGUGUGGAUUACCGCUUUAAUUUUAAACAAGUUGCAGAGUUUCACAGUCUGCCUUAUUGAGAUACUCACGCAGUUUUUGUGCAUGUCUAAAAAGCACAAAAGACAAACUCACACAGAGAAUACUGUAUGUGCUUUGUAUGCACAAAACUACGUGGUAUUUUAGAGGGGAGGGACUUCAGUAAAGCCUAGGUGAGUUAUUGGCAGGUUACGUUUUGCUUUGUAAAAUCAUAAUUCAUUGCUGCUGGUUUCUGUAAUGAAUCAUCUUGUUACAUAAACUGUCAGUUGAUAACUGAGGGCUGUCGAUAUCCUUAUGACUUUGCCUUUUCUAUUGUCUUACUCUUAUGAUGAUUAUUGGUUCUGAAGGAGUAAGAGUGUUGAAAAGCUUUAUUUUUUUCCAGAUAUCUUUAUAUUUCUAUUGUAUUUUUUAGUUAUAUAAUAUGUGCUACAGAAUUUUUGUUAUCAAACGUGAUCCAGAAAUACCUACGAAGAUUCUGUAAGAGAGAGCAAGAGACUGCCUGAAAGCCAGAAGUCAUCUGUCCAUGCUGUCUGUGGACUGCUUUCUUGCACGAUGUCCAGGGCUUUCCCAAAGCUGUGAGAAGGUACACUGUAAUAUUUAUUGAAGUAAUUUGGACUAUGUAAGAAAACAUUCCCAGUCUAGAAUGAGGAUGAGUACAUUAUUUUCAGAUCCUUCGUGUUUCCCUCAUCUUAAUAAAGCCAUACUAUGAGGUUCAUGUAGAAGAUGUGUCAUGAUCAGAACCCUGUUAGAGCUAUCAGGAUAUGCAGAGUUGUUACUGGAAAGUCACCUUUAGUUGCCGUGAGAAUGUAAAUGUCAGGUUCUUGCCUGCCUUUGAUUCUAGACAUGCUCAUUAGGAGAGGACUGUGGCAGACUGGUUCUGACUUUGAGGUCUUGUAUUCAUGUCCCUUAGUUGGAAACUCUGUAGAGACUGCUCAGUGUUUCACUAACCUGUGUGUCUCCAAAAAAAAGCUUCAUAUUAUUUUUCAGAAAGCCGCAAGUUUUAUUUGUUACACUAUGGUAGGUGCCUGAAAAUAUAAUACAGUAACUUAAUGGGGAUUUGUUAAAUUAUUAAAUGUGAUCUGCACAGUGCUGAAAAACUUUAUCUGUUCAUCUCUUUGUAAAGACAAAAUCGUACAUAACAUGUGCAUGCAUAUUUCAUGCUCCAUAGCUCUCCCAUUUUUAUUUGCCUUUCUCUAAUGGUGUGCAUGGAAUAUGCCUUAUUACAGAGUUAUUCUGUUAAUUUGAAUAUGUAGAGAAGUGCCUAUAUGGUAAUGCUAGUAAGGCAAAUAAGAUGAAAAUUUGUACGUUUACUAUAUCACCAGUGAGCAUUUUGUAUAGCGAUGUUAAAAAUCUUAUACCUCAAAUGUACUUCAUCUUUUUACAAUCAGCCAAGCAGUGGUUCAUUCCACCAUAGCCACUAAUGGGAAUUUUAGAAAUUUAAAAAAAAAUUAAAAAAAAGAAUCCAAAAUAUAAAGAGUUUUAACUCCUUGGUUGCCAUUUCUGGCAAUGGUUGGAACACAGGAGAGUUUAUUAAUAAUUGGACAGCUUUAUUUUACAAAGGUAUGGAACGUUUACAAAGCAGUAUAUAAACUUCUAUCAUUAGUUGCAUUUGCACUAAAUGUGAUGUACUUUUGCAAUUUAUUCUGUAAAUAAAAUUACACUACAGAUACUAUUUGUAAAGAAUACAUUUUACUUUUAGAUAAAGGCACUGGUACUUCACUACAGCUAGCCCUGUCCAAUCAGUUGUAAGAGGCUUCUUAAUAUGGAAGGAGUUGCAAGACUAAGAAAUCGGUAUUAACUGACUUCUUUAUAAACAAAUGAAAAAAGGGCAGUUCUCUGUAGGCCUCUCAGAUUGUCUGUGUGCAAGCAGUCAUUAGAUUCCUUCUUAUGGAAGUAAUCUUGCUUCUAUAAUUUUACAAAAUUUGCUGUCUUUUGAGCCUGUCUCUCCUUUCGGUCACUGCCAUGUAUCUGUGUGCUCUGAGUUCACUUCUUCCUGUUAAUGGAUACAGCUGUGGUGGUCCUUGCAGAAGCAGCUCCUGAUGCUAGAGUGGAUGCUUUUAUAUGCUGAACUAAUUUGAAGGCUUGAGAAUGCAUCAGUCUUCUCCAUUAGCAUUCUCUGAAUAUCUGCAUCCAUUUGGAGAAUUUGGACAUUGCCAAACCAGAUCUGAAGAAAAUGACCUAAUAUAACUUGUAUUGUGAAUGGGGAUGAUAUGGUCAUUUUUAUCCUGUCUGAGAACCUGAACAUCUUAUUUAGACAAAUGUAUCUGUGAAAAAUGUGAUGCACUUUUUUUUUUAAAGCAAUUACCUUUUACUUAAUUGGGCUGAGCUGGCUAAUUUGAAGUUGUGCAUAUUCUCUUUAAUCAGAUUGUCCACCUGUAUUUUUGUCAAGUUGUACAGAUAACGCUGUAUUUGAAUUGCCACUGUUCAUUUACAGACUUAAAACAUGAAUCAUAUUUUUGAGUACCUUGAGUGCAUAGAGUGUAACUGUUCUAUAAUAGCUUUAUGAUUCUAAUGAUAAGUUUUCAAAAUUUAAAGAAGUUGGCUCUUCCAUGUUACAAUCACAAAUUUAAAACCAGUAUUUGAA
This is a messenger RNA of Indicator indicator, 4793 nucleotides long. It is a transcript of the gene CERT1, whose product is annotated as ceramide transporter 1. The transcript is spliced from 18 exons. Gene Ontology annotation, molecular function: phosphatidylinositol-4-phosphate binding. Bases 12 to 1886 code for a protein of 624 amino acids. Gene Ontology annotation, biological process: ER to Golgi ceramide transport. Lineage: Eukaryota; Metazoa; Chordata; Aves; Piciformes; Indicatoridae. Gene Ontology annotation, cellular component: Golgi apparatus. The record is from RefSeq and is a predicted model, not a curated record.